Molecule: messenger RNA, 294 nt
Organism: Colletotrichum orchidophilum
Lineage: Eukaryota; Fungi; Ascomycota; Sordariomycetes; Glomerellales; Glomerellaceae
Exons: 1
Coding region: 1-294 (97 amino acids)
Source: RefSeq, a predicted model, not a curated record
AUGGUGCUGGAGACAGGAUACGUGGGCACGGGUGGGCUUGGUGGCCUAGCUUCGAUGUCGUUGCCCAGCAUUCCUGUGGUCUGGUUGGAGGAGGGCAGACGCAGGUUUGACACGUCGGCAGGCACUGUAGAGAUGGGGUACGGCAACGAGGAGAAGGGGGAGGACGAGGGCGAGGACGAGGAAGAAAGGAGUGAGAGAUGUCGUGCAGUGAGAUCGUCGUCGACGGUCGAAGUCCUAUCUGCCUUUCUCAAGCCUCCAUUUCUCCACCAUCAUGACCAUAGUCACCAGUCAUGA